AAACCCUGAGGCACCCGUAACGUGAGCAGUCGCUUCUUCUGCUUUCUUCAAAUCUCAGCUCAAUCUGUGAACAAUGCGACCUCCGAGAGGUGGCGGUCGCGGUGGCGGUUUUAGGGGCGGCCGAGACGGCGGUUUUAGGGGUGGCCGAGAUGGCGGACGGGGUGGAUUCAGAGGCAGAGGCGGUCGCGGUGGUGGGUUUCGCGACGAAGGCCCACCGGAAGAAGUCGUAGAGGUUUCGGCGUUCCUUCAUGCAUGUGAGGGUGAUGCAGUCACAAGGCUCACGAAUGAGAAGAUACCCUUCUUCAAUGCCCCAAUAUAUCUGCAGAACAAGACCCAGAUCGGGAAAGUUGACGAGAUCUUUGGCCCCAUCAAUGAAUCUUUAUUUUCAGUAAAAAUGAUGGACGGCAUUGUUGCAACAUCAUAUUCACUGGGAGAUAAAUUCUACAUUGACCCAGCAAAGCUUUUACCCCUUUCAAGAUUUCUCUCACAGCCAAAGGGACAGCCACAUGCUGCAGCUAGAGGUGGUCGUGGUGGAUUCAGAGGUGGUGGUAGAGGUGGUGGUGGCCGUGGGGGUGGUGGCUUUCGUGGAAGGGGUGGACCAAGGGGUGGCAGAGGUGGCCCUCCAAGAGGUGGUGGCCGAGGCGGUGGCUUCAGGGGCAGAGGAAGAUUUUAGAACAUGUAAUAUUAGUAAUGUGCUUCUCUUUGUGUUGGGAACUCGAGAUUUAAAAUUUGAGUGCUGAUUCUGACAUUGGCUUUUGGAUGUUAUGAGUAUUUGUAAUCUUUCUCUAAGUGCAAUCAUAUAGAACUUAUUUAGUUGCAGAA
Molecule: messenger RNA, 822 nt
Organism: Alnus glutinosa
Lineage: Eukaryota; Viridiplantae; Streptophyta; Magnoliopsida; Fagales; Betulaceae
Product: putative H/ACA ribonucleoprotein complex subunit 1-like protein 1
Exons: 4
Coding region: 74-673 (199 amino acids)
Biological process (GO): ribosome biogenesis; snoRNA guided rRNA pseudouridine synthesis
Cellular component (GO): box H/ACA snoRNP complex
Molecular function (GO): box H/ACA snoRNA binding
Source: RefSeq, a predicted model, not a curated record